Molecule: messenger RNA, 7663 nt
Organism: Daphnia pulex (common water flea)
Lineage: Eukaryota; Metazoa; Arthropoda; Branchiopoda; Diplostraca; Daphniidae
Gene: Hr39
Product: nuclear hormone receptor FTZ-F1 beta-like
Exons: 9
Coding region: 898-4272 (1124 amino acids)
Biological process (GO): tissue development; hormone-mediated signaling pathway; regulation of transcription by RNA polymerase II
Cellular component (GO): RNA polymerase II transcription regulator complex
Molecular function (GO): nuclear receptor activity; RNA polymerase II cis-regulatory region sequence-specific DNA binding; zinc ion binding
Source: RefSeq, a predicted model, not a curated record
AACCAGGUAAAAUGCACACACACACAGCCGCCAGCCGCACACAACGUUAUUAGACUUGGAGUUGGAGAGUAGAAAAGUUGGAAAAAACUUUUUUUCUUCUCCACAGCAGAGCAGACACCACCAGUUUAGAGUCGAGACCUGUGCUCAGUGGUGGUGUGUGUGUGUGUGUGUUGCUGCAUUUAUUUUUUGAUUUAGAGAAAAUUGUGUGUCGUGUUUUGUUUGUUGUUGUGUGGCCUCGACUGGACAGUGUGUCGUCGACAGCAGAAGAAAUCAGACGACACAAACAAGUUUGUAUUUGUCGGUUGUCUCUUCACUUCACGUUGUGAAAUGGUAACAAAACAAAAGGCGUCGUGUCGUGCCAAUCGCUCGCCGUUGACCAGUUGACUUUAAUUUUUCUCGGCCGACACCUGGGCUGCUGCUGCUGUGUGUGUGUGUGUGUGUGAAGGUCGGUAGUGUGUGUGUCGUGUGUGUGUGUAAAGAAGAAGAAGAAGGUUGGAUGACGCCAUUGAAUAAUAUCCCGUAAUUCACGUGUGGUUCAGGUGAAUGGAAUGGUGACGCAAAUUGGGUGUCGGAAGAGCUCGGCUCCGACCGGACGACAAAUCGAAUCAACUGCAGAGCGGCCGCCGCUGACAUCAUCGCACCGGAUGAUGAUGCCCAGGCAUCCAGCCUCCUCCAAUUAGGCAGAAAUUAAUCGUCGAACCUCAGACGCCCCUUUUUAUCUUCUUUCUCUAAUCAAAAAACAAAACACAAAACUAUUUAUCUGAUUCCUGAACCAGAAAAAGGGAAAAUAAGGAGGGAAAAGUGUCUUGUGCCCAGUGUCUGGUUGUUGUUGUUCAAGUGGAUCAAAUUGUUGAUCUUUGUGUUUGCGUGGAACGUGUGUCAGUGUCGUGGGUGGGAAUGAAUGACCGGCCGCCGUCGUCGUCAUCCGGCGACGCCGGCGCUGCUCCUCCCGGUCCCUCACCUGCCGCUGCCACUGCCGAAGGAGGAGGAGGAGGAGGAGGAGGUUGGGCCAUGGUGCAAGACUCGAAUGGACCGGCUGGACCGGACACGAUCCAGCAUCACGACCAAUCGCCUUUCGUGACCCACAGUAGUCAUCGGAAUAGCAGCGGCCAAUAUCAUCACAACAACCACCACCAUCACCACCAACACAACAGCCUCCAUGUCUAUCAUCAGCCUCACCUUAUCAAAGGUGGAAUGUCGAACGGACUGGGCGAUUUGGAGGCGCCGCAACAGCAGCAACACUUCCAUCAGCAUCACCACGAGGCGGAAUCGGACGCCGACGAAGAAGUCAGGAGCCUCGAUUUGCCCGCUCAAGUGGGCAUCGAUUUGCGGAGUAAACGGGUCGGAUCGACCGAGGCGCUGGACAGGGAACGGCCCAUGUCGUGGGAGGGCGAAUUGUCGGACCAGGAGGUCAGCCAAAUGGACCAGCAGGAAUUGCCUUCGGGUCCUUUGCUGAACGCCUGUCCAUCGGCCGCCGAAACGUCAGCAGCGACGGGCAGCGGACCCAGCCCACCCCAACAGCCGCCACCUCCUCUUCCGGCCCAGACGACGGCGUUGGCAGCGAUGGCCGGACUCAAGACGGAGCCCAUCCACGAGGAGGAGGCCGAGGAGGAGCUGGACGAGGAUGAGCACGAAAUGGAAGGCAUCCAGUCGGCCGGGCCGGGCAGCCCACAGCCCAUGUGCACCAACGCCGGAGAGGAGAAUGAAGCGGAUUGCGGAGGAGGUCAUCCACAUCUGGUCAUGCCGCCGCCCUCCUUGUCGUUUCACCACCACCUCCAGCAACAACAGCAGCAGCAGCAACAACAACAUCAGGCGACGCCGACGGCCGAAAUCAAGACGGAAGUGCCCUGGAAUGCGGGCGAUUGCGGGCAGCUGAAGGCGGAACCGUCGGGUUGCAUCCGCCCCAGCCCGCCACUUCUGACGUCAGUUGGAGGGACUGCCAUUCCGGCGGUGGUUUCUAGUGCCAACACGACGACGGCGGUGACGACGACGACGCCGUCCAGCGCAGCCAAUGGCGGAUCGACUCCGUCAGCCGUAGCGAGGCCGACCUUCGGCGAAGCCUUUACCGGUCACACUCCGCUGGCCAGCCCGCUGACGAGUCGUCAUCCCAUUCGAUUGCCAUUAUCCGCCGUUUCCGGAGGUCUUCCACAUCCGCCGACGCCUUCGCCCGACUCGGCCAUCCAUUCUGCCUAUUACUCACCGACGGCCAGUCCGGGCCAAUCGCGGCACCGCUCGGGCAGUGGGUUGAGCUCGCCUUAUUCGCACCGGGCCAGCCCGUCGCUGUCGCGCAAUAAUUCCGACGCCUCCCAAUACUCUGUCCACUCGCAAUACGGCGGAUCGCAGUACAGCUACAGCUCGGCACCCUCACCCCUCAGCCCGUCACCCGCUCAAUCGCCCGUUCAGCCCAGGCACAUGGCCAUGCUGUCGGCCGCCGGAUAUGGACUCCCAGGACGAUCCGGCCCAGGAGGAGGACUCGUCGGCGGCUGCAACAACAGCAGCAACGGCGAAUUCCCGCCCUCGCCGCUCCUCUACCGGCAUGGCAUUCCCGGACCCUUUCCCGGCGCCACUCCGGCCGGAUCACUGCCCGGCGUUCGAGACUUGGAGAUCAAAAGCGAGCCGGCUGGUGCUGCCGGCCAUCAUCACAACCAUCACCACCACCACCAGCACCAACAUCAGCAUCAGCAUCAGCAGCAUCCGUCUGGCGGAUUGGGGCUGUCGUCCCACGAGACGCAGGACGACAACAGCCGCGGCGAAGGAUCUGGCGAGGAGAAGAGCGGAUUGAAUCCGUCUGAUCUGGCCCAGCACACGGCGUCGUUGGCGGCCCAGGCGGGCAUUUCCCGGCAGCAGCUGAUCAACAGCCCGUGCCCGAUCUGCGGCGACAAGAUUUCCGGCUUCCAUUACGGCAUCUUCUCGUGCGAGAGCUGCAAGGGAUUCUUCAAGCGGACGGUGCAGAACAAGAAGAACUACGUCUGCCUCCGCGGCGCCGCCUGUCCCGUCACCAUCGCCACACGCAAAAAGUGUCCGGCCUGUCGAUUUGAAAAGUGCCUCAACACCGGCAUGAAACUGGAAGCCAUCCGCGAGGAUCGAACUCGAGGCGGACGGAGUACUUACCAGUGUACUUAUGCCGUGCCCAGCGGGUCGGGAGCGUCGACGGGUCUUGUGGGCGGCGAUCCGUCGGUGGGCGGUUCUUCCUCGACUGGAAACGGAGGCGGAGGCAGCGGAGGCAAAGUCCUGCUGACGCCCAACGGCGACAGCAGCAGCUCCAGGUCGAUGGAUUCAUCCGAAUGGAGCUCGUCGCCUCCGUCGGCCACUCCGGCCGGAGGUGGUGGUGCCCAUCACCACCACCACCACCACGGCCACGGCCAUCACAACAACCACCACAGCAACAACCACCACCUGUUGCUGCACCACCAGCAUCCGCACCAUCCCAGCAACUCGUCGGCGGCCGUUCCGCAGCUCCUCCUCGAAAUUAUGAACGUGGAGCAUUUGUGGCACUGCAACGAGUCGGACGGAGCGGCGGCAGGCGGCCAGCAGCAUCGCAGCAACAGCGGCGGAGGGGCCGCGUCUUCCUCUUCUUCUUCUUCCGGCAAGUCGACGACGGCCCACAACAACGGCGACGGCGGAGGAGGCAACAAUCACAGCAACGGAAACAGUGGCGGUGGUGGUGGGACGGCCGCCGAAGGCGAUUCCGUCUCGAGUUUGUGCAGCAUCGCCGACCACCGCCUCUACAAGAUCGUCAAGUGGUGCAAAAGUCUUCCCCUCUUCAAAAACAUCCAGAUUGACGAUCAGAUUUCGCUGUUGAUCAACACGUGGUGCGAGCUGUUGCUGUUUGCCUGUUGCUUCCGCUCGGUGGCCACUCCGGGCGAGAUCCGCAUUUCCCACGGCAAGUCCAUCACCCUGGAACAGGCCCGCGCCCUGGGCCUUAGCUCUUGCAUCGAGCGCAUGAUCCACUUUACCGACCACUUGCGGAGGCUCCGCGUCGACCAGUUUGAAUACGCCGCCAUGAAGGUCAUCAUCCUCUUGUCUUCCGACACGAGUGGACUGAAGGAAUCGGAAAGUGUUCGCAGUUCGCAGGAGUCGGUGCUCAAAGCCUUGCAGCAGUACACCCUGUCGCACUAUCCGGACGUGCCCUCCAAAUUUGGCGAACUUUUGCUCCGGAUACCCGAGCUGGAACGCACUUGCCAGGUUGGCAAAGACAUGCUGACCGUCAAACGCGAGGGAGACGGCCAAGGAUUCAAUUUGUUGAUGGAACUCCUUCGCGGAGAUCAUUGACCAUCUCCAGACACACACAAACCACAACAAACACAACACACACAAGAAUCAUCACGCAACUCGAAUAAGAAAAUCAAAUGUUUUUUUUCUUUCUUUGAUUCAUUUUUUGUUUUUUUGAACUUUGGACGACGUUUUGGCGAAACAAUUUCGGACUCGUUUUUGCGUGUCGUGCGGACACGAUUCUCGACUGUGAUGGAAGCUCCGCGCCGAAAUGGAUUCGUCGCUAUCGUCUUAGGCAAACUUUUGAUUCUUCGUCACGCAACAGAUUCCUUCCAUUGAAAAAGAAAAAAAGAGAAAACAAAAAAUAAUAAAAAAUGCGGAGAUGAUAAUAAUUUGGAAACCAGAACCCAUUCCACGGAACUGAACCGAUGCCCAGUGAAUAAGAAUAUGUAAGCAAUGAUUGUGUUUUAAGUAGUGCUUCGUGCUCUAGUGAAGGAAAACCCAUUUCGACACACUCGCUCCUCUAUGCAAACGGAAAACUGUGCAAAAAUAUUUCGAAACAAAGGCGAUUUUUUCGUUUUUUGUCAAGGGAAAACCACAAGAUAAAAAAAAAAGUGAACAGAAUUUUUGUGUUUUUUUUUAUCUUUCGCUCCGUCGCUGGGACGGAAAGGACCCCCAGUAAAAACAACAACAAAAAAAUCCAAGUGAUGUUUUUUCUUUUUUGUCUUGUGUUGUCGAUCCAGUGUUUUUAUGUACCAGCCCAACUUUCUUUAUGACUAUUCAUUUUUAUUUCUCUUGUUUUUUCUUCGGUUCUUCUUUUCGUUUGAUUCCGUUGUUUUUACAUACUCCGACUAGUGCAAUCUGCCCCCGUACUCUAUCACGUCGUUUCAGAUUCUGUUAUAAUCUCUCCUUUUUAUUUGAAUUUUCAGAUUCUUGUUUUUUUUGUUUUCUUCUGUCCCGACAUCUGACGGGACGGGAGAAAAAAACCCCAUGAGGCUAUUUCAACAAUUCCUUUUUCUUUUCGUACUACUACACAACUAGAUGCUCUCUCUUUUUCUAAUUUUGUUCCAGUUUUUAUUUUUCUCUUUUCAUUAGCGAGGGAAUAUAUUGAACGUGGUCAACCAACCGUCACAUCCAAAGUAUUACGCUGCGAAUUGGGACGAUGGAAAAUGUUGCAACAUUUUCUUUUUUUUUUUUUUUUCAAUGAAAUUUGGGCAGGUGUCUUUAUCGGGGGGGUUUCCUUUUUCUUUUUUUCCCACCCACUCUUUUUUCAAAUGAAAGCCGGUGAUUUUUUGCUAUAUCGUUUCGAACAAAUUGAAAUGGGGAGAGGGGACAAAACAUUUAUUUAAUCGCUCGGAAAAUCCACACUCCCCCCAGUGAUGCUAGAAUGAUUUUAUUUUGAUUAAUUUUUGGAAAAACAAAAUAUGAAUUGAAUCUCUUUAAAUACUUUUUGUCAUUCAAUAAGGAAAACAAAGGCGACUAUUUGGCAAUAAUAAUAAUUUUUGAAAGAUGUGUCGAUUGUUUUUUGAAUUUUUCGAUGCCUUUUGGAAUGGAUUCACCGGAUAAAUUUGCAAACCAAUAAUUUUUAUUUUUUGAAAUUACCAAACUCCCUCUGCCCAACAGCCAGAUGACAUGUAUUUAUUAUACUCUCUUUCUUUUGUAAGGGUUAUUUGAUUUCAAAUUCAUUUCCCCACCAUUUCUCUGUUUUUGUUAUUUUCUAUAAAUUUUAUUCGGGAAGAUUUUUCGGUUUCCUCUUAUUUCUCAAGACAGCUUUUCAUUUUUUCUCUCCUGUCGUCUUCUUUUCGGUUCUCUUUUCUAUCCUUACGUCUUUUUGAUUCAGUUUGUCAGCAGCAGGAAUAACGAUAUAUGGGAGGAACUUUGCAAUCAUAUUGAUUCCCUAAAUUGUGCCAUUUUUUUACUGAAAGAAAGGGAGAGAAGCUAAGGGAAUUCAACUUUUGGAUCAAAGGACGACUUUGGUGACGACGUUUUUUAAUAACAGAAAAUAAGAACAUUAUAUUCCCUUCACCCCCUUUUUUUUCGACUGCGAAAGGAGCAACAUUUCGAGUGCCUUGGACAUUUGUUUUUUUCUAAAUUUUUUUCAAAGUUCCCGGUUGUCUUUGAUCAUGGCUCGAAUUCCGAUCUAUCACAUUGUCCUCGGUCUUCCCCCUUGUUUAGUUUUUUUGUAGCUUAUUAUAUUAUAAUUCGCUCUCUCGGGUUUGUCGGAAGGAAAAAGAAAAAUGUAUUAACUUUUGAUUGAGGUUUAUUUUGUCAUUUCUCCCAGUUUCUGUUUGGUUUCCUGGCGCAUUGGUUUUUGAAAUCUUAAAUUUGAUUUGAAAUUUUUUUUUAAAUUUUUUAACGGGAUGGGUAGACCAGGAGAGCUAUAGGGUUCCGUUGAUUAUGAAUUGUAAUCUGUUUGUGGAGUGAAUUAAUCUGCGCUGAAAAUAUCGUCUUGUUCGUCCCCCCCAAUUUUAUUUUUCCGAAUCAAUUUUUAAAAAAUUUCUUUUCGAGUUCUUUAUAUCGUGUUCUCUUUUAUUUUGUUUUUUAUUCGAAAAAAGGAGGAAAUACGCAAACAAUUGAAUCGAAUGUUUUUAUAUAUUUACAUACUUAUGGGAUGGAAACAGUGUACAUAUCAAAAAUACUGUACCAUGACAUGAAGAAUUUGUUUGGUCUUGUGUAUGUGUGUGUGUGCUAAAGGAGAGAGAGAGAGAGAGACAACCAAAUCAAGAAUCAUUUUCCCCACCAGCCAGCCCAGCUCUGAUUUCUUUCCACUCACCAAAGUGUCUUCUUGACUCCCGCCCCCCUCCUCCGCCGUGUUGUGAUUUAGCCAUAGUGACGUGCAGCCAAUCCCACCGUAUAUAUUUCCCUCCCUUUUUUCUGAUUUUUAUUUUAUUUUUUCAAAUCGUCGUCUGACUUUUUCCUCUCGUUUUCAAUUGAAUAUCCCCGUGACAAAAGAAGAAGAAAAAAGAACCACCGAAUCCACCACUACUACACGCAUCUUCCAAAUCCAUCGAUCCUCCUGACCUCUUUGAUGUGCUCACCCAAAUUCUACUUAGCUAAAAGGAGCUCUCCCUUUUGUCUCUUUUUUAAAAAAAUCAUUUGCAGCAGCUCUAUACUUUUCGAUUUGUUUGUUUUUUAAAAUUUAAAGUAAGAAAAAAAAAGAUUCAAAAAAGUCUUUCCGUCUUGUUCUUCUCUCCGUCUGAAAAACAUUCUCCUCUCUUUUAUAUGAUUUGGUUGGAAAAAACAAACAAACAAACUUUGAUUAUAAUCACACAAAUCUUUUUUGGAUUGAAAUUUUGUGUUUUUUUGGUUUCUGUCGCCUUGUGAAGGUGGGAAAUGAUGAAGGGAGAAAAAAGAAGAAAAAAGAAGAGUUCUGAGUAAUAUGAAUAACAUAAUGCAUUUUUUGUGAGUGUCUCGAUGCUAGUGUGGAAAUAAAAUUCAUGAGGUUGUUAUA